This is a messenger RNA of Daldinia childiae, 540 nucleotides long. RefSeq names its product Ubiquitin-conjugating enzyme E2 15. NCBI's taxonomy places the organism in Eukaryota, Fungi, Ascomycota, Sordariomycetes, Xylariales, Hypoxylaceae. The transcript has 2 exons. Bases 1 to 540 code for a protein of 179 amino acids. The record is from RefSeq and is a predicted model, not a curated record. Gene Ontology annotation, cellular component: endoplasmic reticulum; cytosol.
AUGUCAGCAUCGUCGGCGCAGACCUCGGGAGCCGCCCGACUCUUGCAGCGCCAGCUCAAGGAGAUGCAUACGUCAUCUGACCUAUCAGGUAUUUCAGUUGGCCUAGCUAAGGAAAGCAAUGUCUUCGAAUGGGAAGUUAUUCUUAUGAUCAAUGAUGAAUGCAAGUAUUACGGUGGUGCCUAUUUCCGCGCCCUCAUGACCUUCCCACCCGAAUAUCCUCACCUACCUCCUCAGAUCGUCUUCCAGACCCCGGUUCCGUUCCACCCGAACAUCUAUCCCAAUGGCGAGCUUUGCAUAUCGAUCCUUCACCCACCCGAGGAAGACAAGUACGGCUAUGAGAGCGCUGCCGAGCGCUGGAGUCCCGUCCAGACCCCCGAGACUAUACUGCUAAGCGUUCUCAGUCUCUUCAAUGAGCCUAAUGACGAGAGUCCCGCCAAUUUGGAUGCCGCCAAGCUGUUGCGCGCCGAGCGAGAAGGUGGUCCGAAGGAGUUUAGGAAGCGAGUAAGGAAGUGCGUUAGAGAGAGCUUAGGCGAGGAUUAG